This is a messenger RNA of Struthio camelus australis, 4601 nucleotides long. Lineage: Eukaryota; Metazoa; Chordata; Aves; Struthioniformes; Struthionidae. The record is from RefSeq and is a predicted model, not a curated record.
UACAUUUUAUACAGAUAAGUGCACUUUGUAUGUGUUUCCAAAAUAGAAGAUACUGAUAAUCUAACUAUCCUCUUGUCCGAAAGUAUUUUUUUAGGAAUGGCACCUAGCGCUGGGAGAGAGAAGAAAGUAGUAAUUUUUAAAUAUUAUUUUGUACCUGAAGUCCUUUGCAGAGUCAUAUUGCUUCCUUUCACAGAGGUUGCCUUCGUUGGGUUUGGGUUUUCGAGUGUGUUUCCUGUACACACGGGAGAGGCUGAACAACAGUGAAGUUGUCUAGAAAUAGCAGCAAGAGGCUAUGUGUGAGCACAGAGCUCUUCUCAUUGUCUUCAUCUUUGCUUGAUGAUUUCUCCACAAUAUUCGAUAUGUGCUUCUUAGCAGAGAGCGAGGAAGAGGAUGACAAUGAAAUGGAAGUUGAAGAUCAAGAUAGUAAAGAAGCUGAAAAGCCAAACAUCAUUAACUUUGACACCAGCUUGCCAACAUCACAUGUGUAUUUAGGUUCUGAUAUGGAAGAAUUUCAUGGGAGGACGGUGCACGAUGAUGACAGCUGUCAGGUGAUUCCAGUGUUGCCCCACGUGAUGGUGAUGUUGAUUCCUGGACAGACGUUGCCUCUUCAGCUUUUUCGCCCUCAAGAGGUUAGCAUGGUGCGGAAUUUAAUUCAGAAAGACAGAACAUUUGCUGUUCUUGCAUACAGUAAUGUUCGUGAAAGGGAAGCACAUUUUGGAACAACAGCAGAAAUAUAUGCAUACCGAGAAGAGCAGGAAUUUGGAAUUGAAACUGUCAAAGUGAAAGCAAUAGGAAGACAGAGGUUCAAGGUGCUUGAAAUAAGAACCCAAUCAGAUGGAAUCCAGCAGGCUAAAGUACAAAUCCUUCCUGAACGGGUGCUGCCUUCAACAAUGUCAGCAGUGCAGCUGCAGUCUCUCAACCGAUGCCACGUGUUUCCUUCUUCGAAACCUACAGCGUGGCAGGACCGAGCUAUACAUCAAUGGUGGCAGAAAUAUCAAAAGAGGAAGUUUCACUGUGCAAGUUUGACAUCUUGGCCUCCCUGGCUCUACUCUUUAUACGACGCUGAAACCUUGAUGGAAAGAGUCAAGAGGCAGCUACAUGAAUGGGAUGAAAACCUUAAAGAUGAAUCUCUGCCAACAAACCCAAUAGAUUUUUCUUACAGAGUUGCUGCUUGCCUGCCAAUUGAUGAUGCAUUGCGUAUACAAUUGCUUAAAAUAGGUAGUGCUGUUCAGCGACUCCGAUGUGAAUUAGAUAUUAUGAACAAAUGUACAUCUCUCUGCUGUAAGCAAUGCCAAGAUACAGAAAUAACAACCAAGAAUGAAAUAUUCAGUUUGUCCUUAUGUGGACCCAUGGCAGCAUACGUCAAUCCUCAUGGGUACAUCCACGAAACGCUUACCGUUUAUAAAGCCUGCAACUUGAAUCUCAGUGGACGACCAUCGACAGAGCACAGCUGGUUUCCUGGGUAUGCAUGGACUAUAGCCCAGUGCAGAAUCUGUGGGAACCAUAUGGGCUGGAAGUUCACCGCUACCAAAAAGGAUAUGUCACCUCAGAAAUUCUGGGGGUUGACGCGGUCUGCUCUCCUGCCCAGGAUUCCCGAAACAGAGGACGAAUCAGGCCACGAUAGAUCACCGUUGCUCUGCUUGUAAUCUCGUAACCUGCUUUGGAAACGAACAGGCAGUAGUCUGUCUCUUAAGCCAAUCUGCUCAGUUCUGCUUCUGAUGCUUACUUAAAAAACCAAGAACCACACCCGCACAAAGCAAGCAGGCAUCGCUACAUUUGGGUUUGGUGUGCAUACACAUUACUCUUGUUUCAGACACGCUGAGAAUUGCAGGUUGAAUCUUUAGAAGGACAGCCGGGGAGAGAAGGUAGCAGGAGACACCAGGGGAUCGAUCUGGUUCAUCCGGACAGACUUGACUCUGAACCUUCUACUUCCGUGUAUAAUUUCAGAAGAUGUUUAUCAUUAUUGACCUACAGUGAAAGAAGGGUGGGGGGAAACUAAAAUUACAAUUAAACAAGGUAUGAUUUAUGCAAUUUCUGUAUGAUGGUAGACACCAAUUAUUCACUGGAAUAUUUUCCCACAAUACACUUAAAGUAUUUUUGCUGAGCAUCCCUGUUUCUGACUAUGUGUAAUACUCCCAAUUUUGUGCUCAUGCUGUUUCUCAAACAUUCGCUGAAUGACCAUCAAAGAAAGUAAAAGGCCUGAAUCUCUGUUCUGGCCGGUGUCGUGUUAGUAACGUCAUCCUGGUCGCAGCGCUGUAGCGAGCAGAAGCAAGAGCGUCCCGCUACCUGCAGCCAGAACAAUUACGUUACAAAAUUCCCUUUGAAAGGAAUCCUAGAUAAAGCGUUCGAUCCUUAUAAGUUAUUUGAUAUAUUUAGCCUGUUUGCCUUUAGAUGUCUUUUAACAUUUAAAUUAUUUAUCCUAAAUGCCCAGGUUGAUCCCAGCGCAUAAAACACAUUGUCAUUUCCCGUUAAUGUGUUUACAUUCGCUUUUCAAAUGGUUUCUCUGAAGCUUCCUUUACCUGUGUACAUGCCCGAGGUGCUGUCAAGUGCUCUCUAAAAUACCGAACUCUGGAGACUGCUAUGCGCGUUUGGACAAGGUGGAGGCGACCUGUCCUUCCUUUUCUUUUCUUUUGCCCUUUCGUAUCGUAAGGUGAAAUUUGACAUUGUUACCACCCUCACCUGACAAAGGGCAAAAGUUUCUAAAUCAGAAACAAAAGGCAGUGGUUGUGUUUCCUGAGGCGCUGUCUGUGCUACAGAAAUCGGUGCCAAAACGGGGCAGCUUUUGCUGCUGAUUUUUCUUUUUCCCUUCCUUCCCUCUCCUCAGAACGCACUUCGGUAGAAACGUUGUUUAUGACACAAAAAUCCUGAAGACGCGCACCGCUGCUUGCUCCAUCCCAUCCCCACCCAUGCACCAAAGGGGUGUAGCACGGACAGAUUACUUCAGUGGAAGGCUGAAGUCAAGCAUCUCCUUUAAAGACAAGUAGCUGAUUGAAACGGUGAUGCGGUGUCUGUUAUAUUGCAGCUGAAAAAAAUGCAGGUGUGGAAAGAUGCUAGAUGCUGAAAGGCUGUUAGGACACUUUAUUACACUAGGUAUGUAGAAACUAAUGACUGUGCAACUCAGGUCUAGUUCUUUGAAGCCUUCUACCUCUGUGCUUCGGGGAUAGCGUUCGUCCCCUCCGUAGACGUCUCUCGGACGGUAUUUAGUUUUGUGUGCAGCACGCUGACUUGCCAGUGAACCGAGAAGAGCAGUCGUCCUUUCAGUGCAGGUCUGAGCAAGCGGAGGGCGAAUGAUGGCUCGUGCUCUUAAAUAAAGCGUUCUGGUUUUUUGCUUACGUUUCUCUAAUAAGCUUUCAGAAGACUAGAAUGAGAAGCACCGGUGUGAAAGAGUGAGAGACUGCGAAACCUCUGUACCUACGUAACCACUGGAAUCAUACUCGGACGUCCCCCUCACUCCUUGUGCACGCACACACGCGUGCGGUUUAGUUGUAGGCUUGGUUUGUUCUUUUUCCCCAACAGAUGCCGAGUGUCUGGUGUUCCCACUGCCGUCAACAGGGCUUUUAGGCACUUGGGAGUUUAAAGAUAGUUCGGAGAACCUGCCGUGUCCAUUCGUCUGAAGCGUUCACUGAGGGCCUGGUGAGCGACUUGAGCGUUUUCUCGGCUAUCGCUGAACCUCGUAAGGUGUUUCGGUUUUUGGCCAAGUCUUUCCGAUUGCUUCAGUUAACAAUGACAUUAUGUUGACAAUAUUUGAACACAAAAUAGGCAUAUUUUUGGUAUUGUGUAUAUAUAGUCAAAUGUAAACUAAUAUAAUCAAGUGAGAUAAGUCAGAAGUAAAUUUAGGACUAACUAAAUUUUGUUGUUGACGAUGCUUUUCCAUCUGCCCAAUCCUCUGUGUAGUGUUUACCGUUACAAAGCUCAUGACACUUUCUAAGCGGAAAACAAGCGUGAUUCGAGUUCCUGCAAAGGGCAGGGAUCCUGCUGCGGCACAGCGGGCCGUUGGAGCGCUCCCAAGACGUAGAGCUGUGCGCGCCUCUGUACGUCGGUCGGGAUUUUCUAUGCUUUCUCCUCUUUUUUGAGGAGAAAACUACUAGAAUGUUGGGAUUGAGGGGAAAAAAAAGUUGCUGACAGAUACGGGCCUCAUAUGCUUCUGGGAGCUAAGUACAAAGGGAAACAGCAAAUCUUACGAAAGUAACUCUAUUUGCUACCUUGUGGCUGGCCUGUAGCUUCAGGCAGACCUGCUGUGGCGGCUGCCCGGAGGAGAGUUUUUCCUCUUCUCCCGCGCCGUCACCUCUGUCCUUGCGGUGAGACGCGGGAGUUACGGGGACGCAGGGCAGGCGUCCCGGUUCACGGCUCGCCGGAGGAGGAGGAGGAGGAGGGAGGGAGCGACGCGGGGGGCCGGCAGGGCGACCGCCCCGUGGCGCAGCAGGUCCCGGGCGCUGCGCCCGCCUUGCAAGCCGACGGUGCGGGAGCACCCGCCGUCUCCGCCUGUGAAACUGUUGAGUUUCCACACGCUUCAGUUUCGGUGCAUAGGUAGAUUCCCAGUAGGGCACUUCUGCACCCGUUUCUGUUCUAACCCACUUGGAAAUAUUAUACCUUUUUUUUUU